Molecule: messenger RNA, 981 nt
Organism: Solanum pennellii
Lineage: Eukaryota; Viridiplantae; Streptophyta; Magnoliopsida; Solanales; Solanaceae
Exons: 3
Coding region: 1-981 (326 amino acids)
Molecular function (GO): zinc ion binding
Source: RefSeq, a predicted model, not a curated record
AUGAUCCGUGAAAUUAUCAAAGGAAAGCAUCACUAUACUACUAGUUAUAGAAAAGCACAAAAAGGUCGAAGAAAAGCAUUUCAAAUGGUUUAUGGUGAUUUUGAAAGUUCAUUUAAGGCAUUACCUCGAUCAUUGUUGGUUUCAAAAGUUGUAGGCCGGUCAUUUCUAUCGACGGCACACAUCUUUGUGGAGAAAAAGUUUGUGCAACGGAUGCAACAAAUCAAAACAUUGUCUCCUGCAGCAUAUGAAUGGUUAAAUGAAUUUCCUUUGAAAAAAUGGACAAUGUAUAAGGAUGGUGGUCGUAGAUGGGGUGCCAUGACGACAAAUGUGUCUGGGUCAUAUAAUGGUUUAUUGAAAAAAGCUCGGGGGCUUCAUGUGACUGCCAUGGUUCGAAUGACGUUCAAAGCUCUCGUUGAUCGUUUUGUCGAAAGAAACAAUCUUGCAAUUGCAUUACUUCAAAGUAAUAUGUCAUGGCCUCUUGCGAUAGAUAAAAAAUUUAAUGAUUAUUAUCAAAGAGCUCAAGGGCACACAGAUAUGAUGACUUACAACACAGGUGAUGGAGUUUUUGAAAUUCUUACUUUUGCUCAUGAUGGUAAAGGUGGAAAUGUCGACAAGGUUAGUGCAAAAGGUAAGAAAUGUUCUUGUGGAAAAUGGAGAAAUUAUCAUAUGCCUUGUUCGCAUGCCAUCAAAUUUUGUGGACUUCGCGGAAUCGAGUCAAAAUUUUAUGUAAGUAAAUUCUAUAGUACAAAAUAUUACAAACGAACAUACACUGAGACAUUUAACCCAGUGGGUGAUGAAAUGUAUUGGCCACCAGCUCCUUUUAAUUUAAUUGCAAAUACUGAAUAUUUGCAGACAAGUGGUACGCAAGUAAGAAGCCGACUUAAGAAUGAUAUGGAUAUAGCUCCGGCUCGCAUGACUAGAAAAUGUAGUGUUUGUAAGAAGACAAAUCACACAAAGACACGAUGUCCUACUCGAUUUUAA